AUGAACAUAAUUAAGAAAGAGUUGACACAUUUCCCCUGUUUUUUAAGAAGAUGGUUACAUAACAACCGCAAGGAUACACGUCAAGUGUCGAGUCGGAGGAGCAUCGAACCAUGUUUGAGUGAAGUGAAGAGGAAGGGAUGCGACGUAAACGUCUUGAGCUUGGUAAUAAGUAACAACAACCUGUGCUACUGCCUGCUGAGGAAUAAAAUUAUUAAAAAAAUUGGACUGAUUAACAUUAAGAAGGACUUCCAGCCCUAUGAGCAGGGCCCCUCCAGCACUCCAAAGCGAAAGAACAACCUCGACAAGGAGGAGUUAACAUACAGCUAUGACCGAGAGGACACGCCUCUGAGCUUUAACAUACGGGAAAUUCUGACCGUUUUGAAUUUGGUCAAGUUGCAUUCCGAUGAGGAUGGGCAGCACGGCGAGAGAGCUAGCGGUAGCGGCAACGGUGGAGUCUACGAUAGUGCUAGCGGUAGCUCUGCUGAGUGGAGCCAGCCGGGGGACCCGCCAGACGGCGCACACAUAGGAGGGGCCAAAGGGGGGGAAGAACAGCAGCAGCAACCGCAACAAUCGCAACCACAACGGCAAGCGCAAGAAUGGAUCAUCGGGAUCGAGAAGGUGAAUGAUAAGUAUGAGAAGAACAGAACAAAGGAAAAGAUCCUGUCCAUCCUCGUGUACUUCCUGAACUCAAUAUUCAAGUGCCAAAUUGUUUUUUUCUGUCCUAAAGAGGCGAGAAAAUACUUCAGCACCAAAUGUAGCUGUACCUUGGAGACGCGCGAAGAAACGUAUAAGUACAUAAAGGACAAGGUGCGGAAUUUCCCAAGUGUGAGUAGUAAAAGUGAUAACAAGGUCAACUGCCUAUUCAGUGACAGCUACGUCAUGGCGUUUUAUACGUACAGGUAUUACAUGCACCACCUAGUGAAGAACAACCGAACAGUUUUUAACUACCUCGAAAGUGAAGUGCGCAGGAAUAGGAGCUUUAAUAACAUUCUACAGAGCUUGAAGCGCGUGGAAAAUGAUGAGUCCUCGCACGACUUGAGGGAACUGCUCAGGGACAGAAUUGGCCGCAUCGUGGACCGCGAGUCUUACAGGUUAGUUGACAGGGACAUGGUUUGA
Plasmodium inui San Antonio 1 is the source of this 1116-nucleotide messenger RNA. RefSeq lists its product as hypothetical. The record is from RefSeq and is a predicted model, not a curated record. Bases 1 to 1116 code for a protein of 371 amino acids. The transcript has a single exon. NCBI's taxonomy places the organism in Eukaryota, Apicomplexa, Aconoidasida, Haemosporida, Plasmodiidae.